UUUCAGCUCGUGACUAGGAGGCAGACUUGAACAAUUUUGAAUUGUAGUUCAACGUUGUAUCACUGGCUCUUGCGAGUAUGAAGCGUUCUGCGGGCUCCACCAAAGGAGCAUCAAAAAGGCAGAAGGUUUCAAGUGCGACAAGUACUAGGAACCAGGACAAGGAGAAAGAAACAUUAGAAUGGCCUGAGUAUUUUCAAGAUUUGUUCAAGGUAUGCCAACCCAACCAACCCGUUUCUUCUGACUCGGUUUGAGUCUUCAUGUCACUACAGAUUUUCAAGGCAUUGAAUACAGUUCUUGCGUUUGUAUCUUCCCACAGACAUAUUGCAACCACAUUUCCUAUGAUUCGUUCCUCCGCCGAAGGUCUUCUGAAAAGACCACUUGAACUGUCUAAAGUAGCCGAACUCAAAGCCCUUCUUCCGGAUGUCGUCGAGUUUGCUUAUAUUCCUCGCAGUGACCUCCGAAUACAUGGAGAGGCGGUUUCUCAACAGAAUAAGCGCUCAAACAGUCCUGACUUCAUGCUACACCCACAAUCUCUUGCCGUCGACACACCAUUGGGCUAUCGACUCCCAGGUCAUGAAGAGGAAGAACAUGUCCUCGUCCUAGAAUUUGCAGAGAACUUUAGAACCAUCAAAUCAGGUAAUUUGGUUGAUAAACGAAACCAGCGCUUUAAAGAUGCCGUCGUCGAGCUUAUGAAGGCUACUCCAGAGGGAGAGGUGUCCAUGGAUCUGCUUCAAGCAGCAGCAAGAGACCACAUCCCUGUAAACCCUUCCACAAAGAAAGUCCUACUUGCUAACGAGUCUCAACAUCUGAUAAUUCCCGAACCCAAAGAUCGGCCCUCUAUUGACGAUAUACUACUUGAGAUCCAAAAACAACAAUGGUAUAAAAAUCAAAUUGCCGACCGGCGGACAUUCAAGGAGAAGGUAGCUAUCGAAGGAUUGCUGGCUGAGCCUCUUUCGCAUACGAUACAACAAGCGUUGCGAGAGUCGCGAAAUAUAACAUCACUAUAUUACCAUCAAGCGGCUGCCAUCAACGCUAUUGUGCAGAGGAAGCAUGUCAUUGUUUCGACCAGUACUGCGUCUGGAAAAAGUGUGAUAUAUCAGGUUCCUUUACUAAAGUUCCUAGAAGAAAACUCUAAUGCUACAGCCAUACUCAUAUACCCCACCAAGGCUUUAGCUCAGGAUCAGCGUACUGCGCUGGAACAGUUACUGUGUGCCUGCCCCGGACUGCAGCACAUCAAGGUAGCAACGUAUGAUGGAGACACCCCACAAGAUCACCGGAGAGCCAUUCGGGAGACGGCGUCCGUCAUCUUCACCAACUUUGACAUGCUGCACGCCUCUAUUUUACCUCACGAGGAGCUUUGGCGGACCUUCAUAAAGAAUAUUAAACUCGUAGCGGUCGAUGAACUGCAUUACUAUUCCAAUUUGUUUGGGAGUCACGUUGCUCAGAUCAUCCGCCGUUUCCGCAGGAUCUGUGCAGCUGUAGGGAACCAGCGAGUUGUCUUUGUCUCGUGCAGUGCUACCAUCUCGAAGCCAAGUCAACAUAUGAAACGUCUGUUUGGGGUCGAAGACGUGGAAGAAAUUGUUGAGGAUGGGGCUCCAUCUGGAAAGAAAGACUACUUAGUUUGGGAUCCUUUCAGUGUUAAAGAUAUGGAUUCUGGGGUUGCAAAACUCGGACAAUCCGGCCCAACGUGUGAGGCCAUCAACCUCAUGAUAUUUUUGAUGAUGCGUGGUGUUCGAGUCAUUUUAUUCUGCAAGAUUCGAAGAGCAUGCGAGCUGGCGAUGAAAUCUCUGCGCCAACGACUUAGCGCCGAGGGGCGCCUAGACGUUCUUGCGAAGGUCAUGCCUUACAGAGGAGGAUACUCUCAGGAGGAUCGGCGUCGCAUUGAAUAUGAAGCUUUUUCGGGACACUUACUUGGUAUUGUUGCAACUAAUGCUCUUGAGCUUGGUGUAGACAUCGGUGUUUUGGACGCUGUCAUCAUGCUUGGUUUUCCAUUUGGCAUUGCCAACUUUCGGCAGCAGGCUGGUCGUGCUGGGCGGAGAUCCCGCGAUUCACUGGCUGUAUUGGUAGCUGAAGACCUCCCUAUAGACAGAAACUAUGUCAAAUUCCCGGACAAACUCUACAAUCAGCCUAUGGAUGACCUGACCGUCGAUAUUGAGAGCAAAGUAGUCAUCGAGGCUCACUUGCAAUGCGCUGCUCAUGAAAUGCCUUUGUCCAAGGAUGAUGCCUUUUACUUUGGUCCCUCGCUAGGCGAAUUGUGCGAUUCAAAGCUACGGAAAGACAAAGACGGAUGGUAUCACCCGCACCCCAAGUUUCUCCCAUAUCCAGCCAAGCAUAUCUCAAUUCGUGGCGCGGAUGACGAUAAGUACACCGUUAUCGAUGUGACGAAAGUCGGGCUACCAAAUGGAGUACCAAGGAUCAUAGAAGAGAUCGAGCUUUCAAGAGCUAUUUUCGAGCUAUACGAGGGCGGAGUGUUCAUGCAUCAAGGAUUGACAUUUGUUGUUCAAGAAGUCAGUCAUGAUACAAAAGUAGCUAGACUUGUGAGGGCAGAUGUCAACUGGAUCACUAAGCCAAGAGACUACACGAAUGUGGAUGCCAUGCAAACGCAUCGAAUCAAAGAGAUUGCGAGGUCGCCACAUAGAGCAUAUUUCGGAAGGGUCGAUGUGACAACUGUUGUAUUUGGCUUCAGGAAAAUCAGGGGUAACAAGGUACUCGAUGUUGUCGACGUUGAUACGCCACCGUACGAAAGACAAGUCACCGGAUUCUGGUUCGAUGUGCCCAAAGAUUUACUUGGAUUGAUGAAGGAAAAACAUUUCAACCUUGCGGAAGCCAUCCAUUCUGCCUCGCAUGCAUGGAUGAAUCGUUUUGCUCUUUCUCCCGACUUGCGGACAGAAUGUAAGGCAGCAGAGAAAGAAUAUAAUAAAGAGGAGUCGCAGCGGAAGCGUCCCGCUAGGCUAAUAUUGUAUGAUGCAUCUCGGAAAGGUAGCGUGUCUGCCCAGGCAUUUGAUCACAGCGGCGAAGUUUUGCGACAGGCACACGACACGGUGGAAACCUGUCCAUGCAAGGAUGGUUGUGACAAAUGCAUUCACAGCGCUACUUGCUCGGAAGGAAAUGUCGUUGCCUCAAAGAUGGGGGCGCUCCUUAUUUUGAAGGCAUUAUUGAACCUUGACAUCGAUGCCGACAGUGUUGCUACACAAUUCGGUUCGCAAGGACCCGAGACUAUUGUUGAAGCGACGUAUAUUCGACCAUUGGACGGCGUCCAAGUGGAACCGGCUUAAUUAAGUUCCAAUGCGCCAGCAUAAUAUUGUAACGGCGCUGGCGCCAGCCCCUGACUCGCUUGUUCCUGGCAUGUUUUGUGUGCAUCGAAUUAAACAUAAAUUAGUCUUCUUUAAUUUUGGGUUCUGCUAGUACCAUGGAAUUCUAUUAUGAUGUUCUCCAAC
Messenger RNA from Suillus discolor, 3437 nucleotides. Its product is annotated as DEAD H helicase. The record is from RefSeq and is a predicted model, not a curated record. NCBI's taxonomy places the organism in Eukaryota, Fungi, Basidiomycota, Agaricomycetes, Boletales, Suillaceae. Gene Ontology annotation, molecular function: nucleic acid binding; ATP binding. The transcript has 32 exons. The coding region runs from base 258 to 3275 and encodes 1005 amino acids.